AUGUCCCAACAGCAGCAGCAACACUAUCCUUUCCAAACAAGUGUGCCCACAGGACAACAACAAUUUUACAAUCCCAACCAGCCACAUCAAUCACAGCCUUCUUACAACACGAUGGCUAGUGGUGUUGGUGGUAGUGGAGGUAUUGGGGGAGGUUUUUAUCAACCACACCAACAACAACAACCCCAAUGGAACACUCCACCCUAUCAAAGCUUUGGAGGAUCACCACCACCACCACCACCCACAACUACAACUACAACAACCAGCAUCAGCAGUGGUACUACUUUUUAUAAUCCGAUUCUCUCUCAACAACAACAGAACAAGAGUACAACCACUCCACUCGCUCCACCUCCAACAAAUUUUUCUUUCGAUCAGUCUAUCCAUCAUCAGCAACAACAACAUUUGUUGAGUGGUACUCCUCCUCCUGUUUCAUCCUCUUCUUCAUCUCCAAGUUUUAAUCAAUUGCAACAACAACAACAGACAGGUUUCAACAGCAGCAAUAUGAUGACAGAUCAAGCAAAUCGUGGUGUCAGUCCCACUAACUUUAACUCUGCCAUGACUUCAAUCUCCUCAUCAUCACCACCUCCCAUUCUCAGCAGUAUUGGAGAUGGCCAAAAGGUUGCAACACCCACAACAACCAAUAAUAUUACCACUACGAGAAGCAAUGAGAAAAUUGAUCCAAGACAAAUGCCUUCUCCAGUAAGAUUACCCUUCCCGGAGAUGAAUGUCAAACAAGAAUAUCAAACUCCAAGCUUUUUAGAACAUUACAUGUUACCUAGUGGUAGUGGUAGUGGUGGUAUUUCCAAUACUCCAAACACUCCUUCUACUUUUGCAAAUACUCCUCUCUUGAGUAAUUUUGCACUUUCUAAUCCUUCUCAACAACAAAACAGCAGUUCUUUCGGAAUUUUUAAUUCCAAUGUUGUUCCUUCCACCUUUCCGUUCAAUGCAACUGCCAUUCAACAACAACCCAAUACCACAAAUAUUACACCUUACUUUAAUGUUCCACCUCCACCUGCGGAUAGAAGAACUAGAAUCAUUUGUAAAGGUGCUUGUUCUCCAAAUCGUAUUCGUCCAACUUUGUAUUGUAUUCCAAAUACAAAGAAGUUGCUGGACUCGUCUCAAUUAAUGAUGGGAGCUAUGGUACAACCGAUGGCAUCUUUUGAUGUUCAUGAUCAACCUAAUUUCACUCCUUGUGUUGAUUUUUCAAAUUUUGAAAUUUUGAGAUGUUCUCGAUGUAGAGUUUACAUUAAUCCAUUUGUAAAGUUUAUUGAAAAUGGAAAAAAGUAUCAAUGUAACUUUUGUGGCUUUACCAAUACUACUCCUGAUUGGUACUAUUGUCCAACCGAUGUUUAUGGUGUGAGAACUGAUGUUUAUCAAAGACCUGAACUUUCUAUUGGUGAUGUUGAUUUUGUUGCAACCAAACAAUUCUUUGAUAACGGAAGAGAACCACAACCAAUUACAUUGGUUUAUGUCAUUGAUGUUGGACACGAUUCAGUUGAAGGUGGAGUAUUGAAGAGUGUGGUGGAUGGACUCAAAUCAUCACUAUUGACUCAUGGACCCAAAUAUAGAAACUGUAAAAUUACAUUCAUUACCUAUGCCAAGAAUAUUCAUUUCUAUAAUUUCAAAAAGUCAAACAAUGGCGGAGAAGGCUUAAAACAAAAUCAUCCUCAAGUUAUGAUUAUGGCAGAUUUACAACAAAGUUUUGUACCCAUUCAUCAAGAAUCCAUGAUUACUAUUGGAGAUUUAAUUUAUAAGAAUUACACUCCAACCAACAACGAUCCAACAGAAGUUGAUGAAUCACAUUUAAAUCAAUUCUUUGAUCGUUUCUAUGAAUUAGCCUCUCAUCUCGGAGAUAACUCUGCGGAGAAUACUUGUGGAAGCGCAAUGAAAUGUGCCGAAGAAUUACUUUCUGAAAGCGGUGGAAGAGUUUUACUCUUUACCUCCAAAGUUCCAACAUUGGGUCAAGGUAACUUUACACUUCCUCCAAAUGCCUCUACAGCUGAACAAGAACGAAGAAAUCCAUUCAAACUCUAUGGUACUGAUAGAGAAAAGGAAAUAUUCAUCCCUGAAUUAGGUUUUUGGAAGAAUUUGGGAAUCUCAUGUGCCAAGAAACAAAUUGGUAUUGAUAUUUUCCUCUUCUCAAAGACAUUUAUAGAAACAACAAAUUUAGCAAGUGCAUCUCAAACAACAGGCGGACAUGUCUACUUGUAUCAUCAUUUUAGUCAAAAGAGAGACUAUGAACGUGUUAUUUUAGAUAUGAACAGAUUCUUUGAAAGAGAGAGUGGAUAUGAUGCUGUUUUGAAAGUUAGAACUAGUUCAGGUAUUGGAAUUAGAAGAUAUUUUGGUCACUUCUUCCAACAAACAGAGGAUAGUUUGGACCUGGCUGUUAUUGAUUCUGAUACAGCAUUUGGAGUUGAAUUUAAGCAUGAUGAAAGUAAUUUAUUGAAUGCAAGUGAAUCUGGAAAUCACUACAUUCAAUCUGCAUUGGUAUAUACAUCAUCACAUGAUGGUAAGAGAUACCUUCGUAUUCAAACAUGCAAAUUGAAAACAAGCACUGAUUACAACACAUUAUUCAGAAGGGCUGAUAUUGGAGCAUGCUUGGCAUUAUUUUCAAGACUUUUUGUUCAUCAAGUUAUUCAGAAUAGAGAUACAUUGGAUACAGUUCGUGACAUGAUUACAGAUCGUUUGAUCAAUAUUUUGGCAUGUUAUCGUAAGAAUUGUUCAACCAAUCAAGGAUCAGGCCAAUUGAUUCUACCAGAGACUUUGAAAUAUCUUCCAUUAUACUUUUUAGGUUUGGCUAAAUCACCUGCAUUCUGUCGAUACACAAGAGUAGCUCUAGAUAAGAAAAUCCACGCAUUCCACUUGUUGAUGAAAUUUUCAAGUGCACAAGUGAUGCUCUUUUGCUUCCCUCGACUUUAUGAAUUGCAUCAUUUAGAUUUUAGUGAUGAAAUUCGUGCAAGUCGUGCCUCUGAAGAAGGUAAUACUGAAGAGUCUAUCAUACCAAUUACCACUGAUUUUGAUGGCUCCAGAUAUCCGUUCCCUCCUCUAAUUUCUCCUUGCUCAUCAGCCGUUUCUUCGAAUGGAAUUUAUUUAUUAUAUGAUGGCAAUGAAUGUUUGUUUUGGAUUGGUAGAAAUGCACCUCAAGAUAAGAUUGUUGAUUUAUUUGGUGUUUCAAGAUCGGAAGAAAUUUCUUUGCAAACAACGAAACCUCUCAUUUCUUUGCUGAAUCGCAAGGAUGACACUGAAGAUUUAACCAUACCAAACGCACCAUACAUCCACAAAGUGAAGUUUAUCUUGAAAGAGUUAAUUCCAAAAGGUGUCCAACAUGGUGGCAUAUUCGUUUACAAAGAAGGAAGUGAAGGAACGGAUGGAUCAUUCUUUAUUCGAAUGGUUGAAGACAAGUUUGGAAGUGGUAUGUCUUCCACUCCUAUUGACAAGUCAUACACAGAUUAUCUUUGCAUUCUUCACAGAGAAGUUUUGAAACUUGUCUAA
Naegleria fowleri is the source of this 3489-nucleotide messenger RNA. RefSeq lists its product as uncharacterized. Gene Ontology annotation, cellular component: COPII vesicle coat; endoplasmic reticulum exit site. Gene Ontology annotation, biological process: intracellular protein transport; endoplasmic reticulum to Golgi vesicle-mediated transport; COPII-coated vesicle cargo loading. The transcript has a single exon. The record is from RefSeq and is a predicted model, not a curated record. Gene Ontology annotation, molecular function: zinc ion binding; SNARE binding. NCBI's taxonomy places the organism in Eukaryota, Heterolobosea, Eutetramitea, Acrasida, Naegleriidae. The coding region runs from base 1 to 3489 and encodes 1162 amino acids.